AUGACAGUGACCUACACCUACCGUGUAGCUGAUGCACACCUAGGCACCUUUUCACAGCUCCUGCUCCGAUGGAAAGGGAGCAUCUACAAACUCCUCUAUUGCGAGUUCUUAAUCUUUAUCUCUUUCUACUUCGGCAUCAGCAUUGUCUACAGGUUUAUUCUGCGUGAGAGCCAAAGACAGAUGUUUGAGAAGCUGGCUCUGUACUGCAAUAAUUAUGCUGAACUGAUCCCCGUGUCUUUUGUGCUAGGCUUUUACGUUACCUUGGUGGUGUCUCGCUGGUGGGGGCAAUAUGAGAGCAUCCCUUGGCCUGAUCGCAUUAUGAACCUGAUCUCAAGUAGCGUGGAAGGGAAGGAUGAGUAUGGGCGCCUCCUACGACGCACCUUGGUACGCUACAUCAAUCUGCUGAGUGUGCUGAUCUUGCGCUCUGUGAGCACUGCCGUCUUCAAGAGAUUCCCAAGCAUAGAACAUGUUGUGAGAGCAGGACUGAUGACUCCAGAAGAGCACAAGAAAUAUGAUAGCUUGUCCUCACCCCAUAACAAGUUCUGGAUCCCCUGUGUGUGGUUCUCAAAUCUGGCGGUGAAGGCACGCAACGAUGGCCGUAUCCGUGACAGUGUGCUGCUCCAAGCCAUCUUGAACGAAAUGAACACUUUGCGCAGCCAGUGUGGGCGACUCUAUGGAUACGACUGGAUCAGCAUUCCUUUGGUGUACACUCAGGUGGUAACCGUGGCUGUUUACAGCUUCUUCUUGUCUUGUCUGGUUGGCCGGCAGUUCCUGGACCCAGCAAAGGCAUAUCCUGGCCAUGAGAUGGACCUCUUUGUACCGAUCUUCACCUUCCUACAAUUUUUCUUCUACGCUGGAUGGCUAAAGGUUGCUGAGCAGCUCAUUAAUCCAUUUGGGGAGGAUGAUGACGACUUUGAAACCAACUGGCUCAUUGACAGGAAUCUGCAAGUCUCUCUUAUGGCUGUGGAUGAAAUGCACCAGGAUUUGCCAGCUCUGCAGAAAGAUCCAUACUGGAAUGAACCAGACCCCCAGCCACCCUACACAGCAGCUACUGCAGAAUAUAAGCGGCCAUCUUUCCUUGGCUCAACCUUUGACAUCAGCAUGCAGAAAGAAGAGAUGGAAUUCCAACCCCUGGAAAAGAUUAAAGAAAAUGAGGAAGCAAACCAUUCAACGCCACUGUUGGGGCACAUAAGCCGCUUCCUGAGUGUCCAAUCCCCGAGUUUCACCAGAGCAUCGUCAAGAAUGAAUCUGAUGCGUCGGAGGAAUGAAAAUGUGCCUCCUUCCCCUUAUUAUGUUUAUCCAGAUGGGAAAUCUGGGAGCCCUACUAGUAUUAAUCCUCAAAAGUUUAACCCAGGUUUCAGUUCACAGGAUCCAUGGGACAAUGAAGACAGCAAACUAAGAGAAUUUGAUGCCUUCAUGUCAACUCCGUUCUAUGAGAGGCCUGGUUUCUACAGUGCGCCACAAACACCCAUCAGCUCCAUUCCAAUGAUCUUCCCAUCCAGACGUCUAGGCCGCAAGAAGCCUCCUGCCCUCUCCAGUAUUGUUGCCUGCUCUUUGAGGGACAACUCUGCCAGCCAGUCUCCUUGUAAGGCUAGUGAUAAGGAUAGAAGUCAGACCUCUCUUGGUUCAGGACCUAAAGAAACUUCUGCUUGGCCAGCAGAAAAAAGCCAAAUACCAGACACACUAGCAGUGACGGUAGAAGAGGAGGAAAAAUCAACAAGCCAUAAAUUCAAAGACGUUGUUCCUCUUGGAAGCCCAGGGGCCCUGUCCUCAAGGGACUCAGGAAGUCCCAGUUUUCAUUUCUUUCCUGACUCCCCAGACCCUGAGUGGCAAGCUAACAGCAAGAACAGCAUGAAAGCCUACCAUCAUCCAUGGCUGACUCCAGAUAACACAGCAACUCCAAAUCCAGAUCACCCUACCUCCCUUCAUAUCAGUGGCAUCAGGACCCCUAGCAGCAAUGGCCCUAACUUCUUUUCAUUCACACCUUUGACAUCCCCAGUGCUUGAGAGAUCCCAUCUGAACAAGGCAAAAGCUGCCAUGGGGCCUAGCUCAGAUAACACUCCUGGAAUUCCUGAGCAAGAUCCUGCAAUGGUUUCUGGGCAUGCAAAAGACAUAGGAAGUGGAGGCACCAAUGUUCAUCUCACUAAAGAUCAGAGAAAGGUAGCCAGCUCUUCACCCAAUGAUUCCGGCAUCUCUCUAGCAGAGGGAGACCUUGUAGGAUUAAUGGAGGUGAUAAUGGAAACCAGCGAAAAUACAGCUGAUGAAGGGAUGAUGGAGAGGGACAACUAA
Euleptes europaea (tarantolino) is the source of this 2289-nucleotide messenger RNA. Its product is annotated as bestrophin-1-like. The transcript has 9 exons. Bases 1 to 2289 code for a protein of 762 amino acids. NCBI's taxonomy places the organism in Eukaryota, Metazoa, Chordata, Lepidosauria, Squamata, Sphaerodactylidae. The record is from RefSeq and is a predicted model, not a curated record. Gene Ontology annotation, molecular function: chloride channel activity.